UAGGUACCUAUGUGCUAUAGGUAGUGUAGUCUUCGGAGUUCAGUCAACUUUCGCCGAGUACUUACAUAGUGUAUUGGAGGCAUUAAAGCAGAGCACAAUAAUCAGCAAAGACUAUUUAUUUUCUACUAAGGUAGUCAGUAACUCAGUACAAAGUUCAAAAAAGUAAACUUGUUAUAGUAAAUAUAAAAUGACUUUAAAAUUAUACUGCGAUCUCAUGUCUCAGCCCUCAAGGGCUCUUUAUAUUUUAUUAAAAUCUAUUAAAUGUAAUUUUGAGCCGAAAUUCGUAAAUUUACGACAAGCUGAACAUUAUUCUGAAGAGUACUCUGCAAUAAAUAGGUUCCAGAAGGUACCAGUGAUAGAUCACAAUGGAUUUAUACUAACUGAAAGUAUUGCUAUUCUCAAAUAUUUAUCGAGAGAGAAUGUGAUACCAGAAAGUCUGUACCCUAAAGAGUCUAAGGCUCAGGCCAGAGUGGAGGAGUUUCUGGAGUGGCAGCAUGCGGGGCUUAGACUGCAUUGUGCAAUGUACUUUCGGGUCAAAUACUUAAAUCCAGUGAUGUUUGGCAAACCUGCUGAUCCUACUUCUUUAGCUGGGUACAAGAGCCGCAUGGAGGCAGCUCUGUCAGAGUUCAAUGACAAGUGGCUGGGCAGAGGGACUGACUUCAUCUAUGGAAAUACUCCUACUGUGGCAGACUUGGUGGCAGCUUGUGAAUUGGAACAACCUCGAAUGAGUGGCUAUGAUCCUAGUGUUAAUUACAAGAACAUAAAUGUAUGGUGGAAGAAAGUGCGGGAGCAUUUCAACCCUGUCUAUGACGAAGGGCAUGUUAUAGUCAAUAAGAUUAUUAAGAAAAACACACAGGAUGGCAAACGAUCAGACGGAGCUGAUGGUAGGAAUUGGCGUCGUCGAUGGAUACCCUCAUCAACAAAGGAGUUCGAGCGCGUUGCCGUACUAUUGGGGAUAAGAGUUUUGGAGAUUUACGUAAUUGGGGAGGGAAAGGAAGGAUUGGACCUUCGGUAACCCGACUUACACGACGAUACACAAGGCUCUGGUUGUUUCACGCCAUUUUCUGUAAGGCAGUGGUAUCACUCCGAUCAAGCCGACCUAAUAGUGUCGAAGCAUUAUUCUCCCACACUUAAAAUAAAAGAAUAGACGAGAGGAAGAUUAUGGGCAUUGAUUAAUUAUGGAAAGUGAUAAGUUCGUGAAUGAGAAGAAUUAGAAGGUCCAAAAUUAGUUUGUAGG
Molecule: messenger RNA, 1237 nt
Organism: Spodoptera exigua (beet armyworm)
Lineage: Eukaryota; Metazoa; Arthropoda; Insecta; Lepidoptera; Noctuidae
Source: the annotation of a GenBank genome assembly